GUAGCCACGGCCCCAGCUGCAGAUGGCGGGCUACAGUCGCCCGGAGGCCGGGAUGGGGCGGGCAGGGGGCGUUACUGCGGCCCGUGAUGUCACUGUCACGGCGGACCCCGGCGAUCCCCGGCCAGCUGGGUUGCGGGGCUACGCGCUGGCGAUCGGAGCGGGCAGCUCGCUCAUGAGUCAUGGACUUCCCCUGGCCCCUCCUCGACCACUCCCACUGCCUCUCAGGUCCCACCCGUAGGGGCUAACGCGGGCGCGGCGGCUCCGAGGGGGUGGGGCUGCUGGGAAUGGCUGUGUCCCCUUCAGCUUCAGUGCCGUGCUCGCCCUUUUACCUGAGGAGGCAGGCGCCUUGCCCGCAGUGCUCAUGGGGCAUGGAGGAGAAAGCGGCGGCCAGCGCCGGCUGCUGGGAGCCCGCAGGGGCCCCGAGGGCCGCCGUCCCGUGCUUUGGCGUCGCGGUGGAUCAGGACGACAUCCUCCCGGGUGCCCUACGCCUCAUCCGGGAGCUGCGGCCGCACUGGAAGCCCGAGCAAGUUCGGACCAAGCGCUUCAAAGAUGGCAUCACCAACAAGCUGGUGGCCUGCUAUGUGGAGGAGGACAUGCGGGACUGUGUGCUGGUCCGGGUGUAUGGGGAGCGGACAGAGUUGCUGGUGGACCGGGAGAAUGAGGUCAGGAACUUCCAGCUGCUGCGAGCACAUGGCUGCGCCCCCAGACUCUACUGCACCUUUCAGAACGGGCUGUGCUAUGAAUACAUGCAGGGUGUGGCCCUGGGACCGGAGCACAUCAGAGAACCCCAGCUCUUCAGGUUAAUUGCCUUAGAAAUGGCAAAGAUCCACACCAUUCACACCAAUGGCAACCUGCCGAAGCCCACCCUGUGGCAUAAGAUGCACCGUUAUUUCACGCUGGUGAAGGAUGAGAUCAAUCCCAGCCUUUCUGCAGAUGUCCCUAAGGUGGAGGUGUUGGAACAGGAGCUGGCCUGGCUCAAGGAACACCUAUCCCAGCUAGAGUCCCCUGUGGUGUUCUGUCACAAUGAUCUGCUCUGCAAGAAUAUCAUCUAUGACAGCACCAAAGGCCAUGUGCGGUUCAUCGACUAUGAAUACGCAGGUUACAACUACCAGGCUUUCGACAUUGGCAACCAUUUCAAUGAGUUUGCAGGCGUGAAUGAGGUUGACUACUGCCGGUACCCAGCUCGGGAGAUCCAGCUGCAGUGGCUGCGCUAUUAUCUUGAGGCACAAAAGGGAGCAGCUGCGACCCCCAGAGAGGUGGAGCGGCUUUACGCACAAGUCAACAAAUUUGCUUUGGCAUCCCAUUUCUUCUGGGCACUCUGGGCACUCAUACAGAACCAAUACUCCACCAUCAGUUUCGACUUCCUCAGGUAUGCCGUGAUCCGAUUCAACCAGUACUUUAAGGUGAAGCCUCAGGUGUUGGCCUUGGAGAUGCCAAAGUGACCAGCCUCCUGCUCCUUCGCAUCCUUCUGCCGGACCUGCUCCCCGGGGCUCCCUUCUGUCUUGGGGUUGGCGCCCUUGGGGAAGGAAGGUGGGCAGCCAUGGUGAAGGCCUCCAGGGGAUGCCAAUGAAGACUUCAUUUUCCUGCUUGGAGGGGCUGGAGCCUAGUGUUGGAGGGGGUCCCCUUCACCCUGCCAGGCUUGGAGAGGAAGUGCCUGCAGCUAGCAUGGGGCCUAGACUUCCACCCUGUAAGAGCACACCAUUGCCAGCCCAGGCCCGCUGGAGCUUGCGCUGCCUCAGUUUGUCCUUGACCCUUCCUAAUAGGCGAGGGGAAGGGCUCAUUUCUACCUCUGGUGCCCCAGCCUCCAGCUCAGCCACAUCUGCCUCAGGUGAGAGGUGUUGAGCCCCAAGUCAGCAGGAAGCAAACUCUACUGUCACCUUGGAGGCAGAACUCCCUGCUAGGCACAGCAGCGCUAACUUCUCCAAGCCAGAUGCCCUCCAGUCACUCCUUCCCCAGCUCCCGGGGUGCUUUGGCCUCUGCAGAGGGAACAGCAGACCUGGAGUAGAUGUGACCUCGGGCCAGGCUGCAGGUACCAGAACGAGCAGCAGCCUUCACCUCUCUCCCCUCCAUGGAUCUGUCCCACUGUCUUCUAUUGUGAACACAACCAAGGUCUUCCCGCGUGGGAAUCAGCAGUGGAAGCACGGUUGCCUGGGCAUGGCCAGAUAUUGAAAGUGUUACCAGCGCAGUCUCCACCUCCCAGUCCUAGGGGGCAGCUGUAGGCCCCACUGUGAUUCAUUUGUAAAUUAUCAUGUUUUUCUGCAUUAAAAUGUUUGUUUCUGGAA
Messenger RNA from Mesocricetus auratus (golden hamster), 2282 nucleotides. It is a transcript of the gene Etnk2, whose product is annotated as ethanolamine kinase 2. The record is from RefSeq and is a predicted model, not a curated record. NCBI's taxonomy places the organism in Eukaryota, Metazoa, Chordata, Mammalia, Rodentia, Cricetidae. Gene Ontology annotation, biological process: phosphatidylethanolamine biosynthetic process. The transcript is spliced from 8 exons. Bases 285 to 1442 code for a protein of 385 amino acids. Gene Ontology annotation, molecular function: ethanolamine kinase activity. Gene Ontology annotation, cellular component: cytoplasm.